AUGCAGAAUAGACUCUAUUGCGACCUUCGACUGCGGUCCUGUCGAAAAACGACUAUUCUUUUAGUCCUUGCAUUAUUUGCUAUCACGACUACCGUCCUCUUGUGUGGCACAGGGAGCCCGACAUCGAACACGCGGCCUGCCGAAGCCUCCGACAUAUCAAAACAGACAUUUGCUCCAUGCACGAGGAAGACAGAGGCAUGGAGGACAAUCCGAUCUAAACAUGAUACGUUGAUCGAGGACAAGUUUACAGUCGCCGUGUCCACCUUCCAUCGACCCAACGAGUUGAAGCGCAUUCUCGGCAUCCUCCUCUCCGACCAUAUCCCCUCCCUUCUCGAAGUCGUCGUAAUAUGGAACAACUUUGGCGAAGAACCACCCGCCGCUUACGAUUCUGAACAUGGCGUCAGGGUUCGAUACCGCAUCCCUCCACGAGACAGCCUGAAUGAGAAGCUCUGGCCGGAUCCCGAAUACCGCACUCAGGCUGUUCUUCUAUCAGACGAUGACGUUUACUACCGAGCCGAGGACCUGGAAUUCGUCUUCCAGAGCUGGCGGAAGUUCGGAAAGGACAGAAUGACGGGCGCUUUGGCGAGGUGCGCGACACCUGAUAACAACGGACAGUGGGAAUACACAUUUUGCACGGGUCACAGUAUCGACAAGUACUCCAUCAUUCUGUCGAACCUGGCCUUUGCUCAUAUUGGACUGCUGGACUAUUACUUCUCCGACGAUCCCGCCAUGACCGCGGUCCGCAACCUGGUCGACGACAAAUUCAACUGCGAGGACAUCGCGCUCAACUUCGCCGCGUCGCUGCUCACGGGAUCGGGGCCUCUGCUCGUUCAGGGGCGGGACCAGUACGUCAACCUGGACCCGUCCACCGGCAUCAGCAGGAACUCGGGGCACAUGGAGGCGAGGAGUCAGUGCCUCAACGACUUUGCUCACGCGUUCCAGUGCAUGCCCCUGGUUGACGAGUCAGCACGGAUAGAGCGCGGGUACAGGUUCAACGUCUGGUACAAGUCGCUCUGGGACCGGUUUACGUAUCGAUGA
Clonostachys rhizophaga is the source of this 1038-nucleotide messenger RNA. NCBI's taxonomy places the organism in Eukaryota, Fungi, Ascomycota, Sordariomycetes, Hypocreales, Bionectriaceae. The record is from the annotation of a GenBank genome assembly.